GCUCGCUCUGGGCGUCCGCAACAAGUGGCCGCCGCGCCCUCCCCGGGGAAGCAGUGGGAGCGCAGGGGCGCCCGGAGAAGGCGGCCGAGCCCGGGGAGCCCCGGCCGCCCCGACAGCCACCGCAGGGAGGUUGGGGGGAUCGCGGCGGGCGGAUGGGGACCCGGCGGCGGCGGCGCGGCGAGCCUCUGGGCGGCCCCGGGGCGCGGGCUCUCCGCGGCGCUGUGCCCGCCCGCCCCGAGCGCGGAUUCUAAGUGCUGUGGCUGUCCCCGACCCCGCCCCGCGGAAUCCGGGGGUGCAAGCAAGGGGACUGAGCACCCCCUCCCACCGGAGUGCCGGGGCCGCCCCCGGCGGGAGAUCGGCUGCGGAGCGUGGGGUAUGUGCAGCUAACGGUCCCGUCGGACGGGCUUUCCUCUCCGGAGCGCGCAGGCGGUGCGCCCCAGCUAUGGAGUGUCCCGGGAGACGGCGGGCAUGACGGCGGCAGGAUGGGCGCGAACAAUGGCAAACAGUACGGCAGCGAGGGCAAAGGCAGCUCAAGCAUCUCAUCCGACGUGAGUUCAAGUACAGAUCACACGCCGACCAAAGCACAAAAGAAUGUGGCUACCAGUGAAGACUCCGACCUGAGCAUGCGCACAUUGAGCACGCCCAGCCCGGCCCUGAUCUGUCCACCGAAUGUGCCCGGAUGUCAGAACGGAAGGGGCUCGUCCACCUCCUCGUCCUCCGUCACCGGGGAGACGGUGGCCCUGGUCCACUCCCCGCCCCCCACCCGGCUCACCCACCCGCUCAUCCGGCUCGCCUCCAGACCCCAGAAGGAGCAGGCCAGCAUAGACCGGCUCCCGGACCACUCCAUGAUCCAGAUCUUCUCCUUCCUCCCCACCAACCAGCUGUGCCGCUGCGCCCGCGUGUGCCGCCGCUGGUACAACCUGGCCUGGGACCCCCGGCUCUGGAGGACUAUCCGCCUCACGGGCGAGACCAUCCACGUGGACCGCGCGCUCAAGGUGCUGACCCGCAGGCUCUGCCAGGACACCCCCAAUGUCUGUCUCAUGCUGGAAACGGUGACUGUCAGCGGCUGCAGGCGGCUCACGGACCGUGGGCUCUAUACCAUCGCCCAGUGCUGCCCAGAGCUGCGGCGGCUGGAAGUCUCGGGCUGCUACAAUAUCUCCAACGAGGCCGUCUUUGACGUGGUGUCCCUCUGUCCCAACCUGGAGCACCUGGACGUGUCAGGGUGCUCCAAAGUGACCUGCAUCAGCUUGACCCGGGAGGCCUCCAUUAAACUGUCCCCCUUGCAUGGCAAACAGAUUUCCAUCCGCUACCUGGACAUGACGGACUGCUUCGUGCUGGAGGACGAGGGCCUGCACACCAUCGCCGCGCACUGCACCCAGCUCACCCACCUGUACCUGCGCCGCUGCGUCCGCCUCACCGACGAGGGCCUCCGCUACCUGAUGAUCUACUGCACGUCCAUCAAGGAGCUGAGCGUGAGCGACUGCCGCUUCGUCAGCGACUUCGGCCUGCGCGAGAUCGCCAAGCUGGAGUCGCGCCUGCGGUACCUCAGCAUCGCCCACUGCGGCCGCGUCACCGACGUGGGCAUCCGCUACAUCGCCAAGUACUGCGGCAAGCUGCGCUACCUCAACGCGCGGGGCUGCGAGGGCAUCACGGACCACGGCGUGGAGUACCUCGCCAAGAACUGCGCCAAGCUCAAGUCUCUGGACAUCGGCAAGUGCCCGCUGGUCUCCGACACGGGGCUGGAGUGCCUGGCCCUGAACUGCUUUAAUCUCAAGCGGCUCAGCCUCAAGUCGUGCGAGAGCAUCACCGGGCAAGGCGUGCAGAUCGUGGCGGCCAACUGCUUUGACCUGCAGAUGCUGAACGUCCAGGACUGCGAGGUCUCCGUAGAGGCCCUGCGGUUUGUAAAGCGCCACUGCAAGCGCUGCGUCAUCGAGCACACCAACCCCGCCUUCUUCUGAAGGGACAGCUUCCGCCCGUUGUUAUUUUCAUAUGAACGUGAACGAAACAAAAUGUUGAAAGGAAAAAAAAAAAAAGCAGCCUAUGUAAGCACAGGACACCCACCAUGACAGCUAUUUCUU
Messenger RNA from Choloepus didactylus (southern two-toed sloth), 2078 nucleotides. It is a transcript of the gene FBXL7, whose product is annotated as F-box and leucine rich repeat protein 7. NCBI's taxonomy places the organism in Eukaryota, Metazoa, Chordata, Mammalia, Pilosa, Megalonychidae. The transcript is spliced from 4 exons. The record is from RefSeq and is a predicted model, not a curated record. Bases 483 to 1958 code for a protein of 491 amino acids. Gene Ontology annotation, biological process: positive regulation of protein ubiquitination; SCF-dependent proteasomal ubiquitin-dependent protein catabolic process. Gene Ontology annotation, molecular function: protein binding. Gene Ontology annotation, cellular component: SCF ubiquitin ligase complex.